Molecule: messenger RNA, 1149 nt
Organism: Penicillium vulpinum
Lineage: Eukaryota; Fungi; Ascomycota; Eurotiomycetes; Eurotiales; Aspergillaceae
Product: SDR family oxidoreductase
Exons: 2
Coding region: 1-1149 (382 amino acids)
Source: RefSeq, a predicted model, not a curated record
AUGUCAGAAAUUCAGUCUAGAGAUAUAUACCAUGGCCUCCCAGUAAUUUCUAAAGAUAUCAAACGCCUUACAGCCAUUGUAACGGGAGCCAAUGGUAUUUCUGGCAAUCAUCAGCUCAAAGUCCUGUGUGAAAACCCUCGUCGGUGGCAGAAGAUUUACGCUCUGUCAAGAAGGCCGCCGCAUGGCUCAUGGCCCGAGCAUGUCGAGCAUAUCUCACUUGAUUUAUUACAGUCACCGGAAAAUAUCGCAGCAGAAUUGGCUAAGAGAGGGGUUCGCGCAGAUUACGUCUUCUUUUUUGCCUAUGCCCAACCGACUCCGAAGGACGGGGAAGCGGUUUGGAGUACAGACGAGUUGGUAGUUGUGAACAAAAAACUGCUCUUCAACUUCCUUGACGGCCUGGAAUUGAACAACACAAUCCCAAAGCGUGUGUUGUUACAGCUAGGCGGCAAGUAUUAUGGUAUGCAUCUCGGUCCUACGAGCAGCCCACAAGAGGAAUCAGAUCCUCGCGUCCCGGGCGGGCUCAACUUCUACUACGAGCAGGAAGACUAUCUGAAAGCCUUCGCCGAGAAACAUCAAAUCGGCUGGAACACUACCCGACCGUCGCACAUUGCCGGAGCAGUGCCAGAUGCCGCCAUGAACCUGUGUUACCCCUUGGCGAUCUACGCCACGGUCCAGAAAUAUCUCAACCAGCCUCUGGAAUACCCCAGCGACAUCAAGGCGUGGGAGGCAGUUGUGGCCAUCUCAAGCGCACGGGCGAAUGGAUACCUCGCAGAGUGGAUCGUGCUGACGGAGCAGGCCAAAGACGAGAGCUUCAAUGCGUCCGACGAUUGCCUCUUCACAUGGGAGAAGUUUUGGCCAAAGCUCGCUGAGCGGUUCCAAAUGCCUUGGACGGGUCCCGAUACAAGCGACGAAGCUUCAUAUGAGACCGUGAUCAUGCCACAUGAUCCACCGCGUGGUUAUGGUCCGCCCGGCGCGUUCCGGUACCGUUUUAGACUUGCGAGUUGGGCGAAGAGGCCAGAGGUUCAAAAGGCGUGGGCGGAGAUUGCGGAGAAGAGUGGGCUGGACGAAAAGGAGUUUCGGGAUAUUGACCGCGUCUUUGGCUUUACUGACAUUGCUAUCGCUAUGAAUUAUUCGGUUUGUUUGAGGUAA